AUGUUUAAUAAAUGGUUUAAACCUACCAUCCCAAUAUUGAGAAUCAAUUCAGGUAUUGAUCAUAAUAGUGCUAAAUUGGUUGAAGAAUCCUUAAAGCCACUUACUAGAAUGAAAGCUUUAGCAGUUAUAAUAAAUUCUAAUGGAGGUUUACUUGUAUAAGGAGAAUUAAUGAAAAAGAAAAUAGAAUUAUUUGCUAAAACACAUAAAAUACCUCUUUAUACAUUUGCAGAAGAUUCUGCAUUAUCAGCUGGAUAUUAUUUAUUAUCAAUUGGAAAUAAGAUAUUUGUUGAUGAAACAUCUUUAGUUGGUUCAAUAGGAGUAUUAUAUUUGAAUCUGAAAAUUGAAAAGUUAACCAGAAAAUUAGGUUUUGAACCUAGAAAGUUUUCUUCAAAUAAGUAAAUUGAUUUUAGACUAUAUAUGUAAAUAGAAAGCUUUUCCAAAAUUAUACAGGUUUUAAUGAUGAAAGAAAUGAGGAAAUGGAAAGAAUAAUAAAGGAUUAAUUUGGAAUAAUGAGAUAAUAAUUUUUUGAUCAUUGUGAUAAAUAUAGACCACAAUUAUAAAAAUAAGAUAGUGAUGUUAAGGAUUUAAUUUAUAAUGCUAAUAUAUUUACUGGGAUAGAAGCUAUUAAAUAUGGGUAAUUGAUUAGCCAAUAUAAUUGAUAGAUUGGCUGAUGAAAUUGGUAAUUUUGAGGAAGUGUUAAAUCGUUUACAUCCUGAUUGUCAAUUAAGAGAUAUUACUAGAAUUCCACUUGCUUAAUAUUAUAUAAUGAAGUAAUAGUCAUAAUGAGUUUAAUAAAAAUUUCACUGUGGA
Molecule: messenger RNA, 810 nt
Organism: Paramecium primaurelia
Lineage: Eukaryota; Ciliophora; Oligohymenophorea; Peniculida; Parameciidae
Source: the annotation of a GenBank genome assembly